AUGCCUUAAAGAAAUCAGUUGCCAAACAAUGGCGAUUAUUAAAUUUACAAUUAAGAUAGCUUUCUUCAUUUAAUUAGAACAAGAACUAAGUAGCAAUCUAUUAAUCAGAAAAAGAGAAAAUAAAUGGAUGAUUAGUUUGAGAAACAAAAAUAAAAAGCAGAAUUAUUUGUCCCAAAUUUACUUUUAAAUUAAAAUAUUUGCAGCAAAGCUAACAUAAUAAAAGAGAUUUUUAAAGGAAGAAUAGCAGUUGAUGAACGUUGUAUUUACAAAGCUGACUACCAUGUUUUUAAGAUCAAUAAUAAAUUUUAUGAUUCUUAUUUGAAGCAAACCAAUAUUGCUCAGGGCAAUGACAUCAACAAAUUUUACAUAGCAUAAAUCCUAGAGAGUGAUAAUUAGCCUUAGAUAGUUCUUUAUUUAUUUUAGUUAAGUAUAAUUUUUUCACAAAGAGUAGAUUAAGAGGGUUAUAUUUAGCAAAAUAAUUAUCUCUCUAAUCUAGUUACUUUUAUUAGUUUUAGCUAAUUGUUAGGAACCUAAAUAUGA
Molecule: messenger RNA, 540 nt
Organism: Paramecium tetraurelia
Lineage: Eukaryota; Ciliophora; Oligohymenophorea; Peniculida; Parameciidae
Exons: 1
Source: RefSeq, a predicted model, not a curated record